AUGGAAGAGGAUGACACGGGUGGUACGGAGCGGCAGCUCAUCGAGGAUGAGCUCGCCAGGAAGCAAGCUGAGCUUGAGGAACUGGAGCAGAUGCGGCGAGAGGCUGGUUUUACACCGCGCACCUCGCUGCGCCGCACCCCCCCGCAAGGGUUUAGCACACCCUCAGUUCAACAAAGCACCUCUUCUGCUGCAGUUUCUAUACCGACGGCCAAAAGGGUGUUAACCUCACCUGAGGACGUGCAGGAGGCAGUCAGGCGCCGCGUCGCAGAGAAGAAGUCGGUGCAUCCGCCAGUUAGUGGCAUAUUAACAAAGACUAUGCCAGACCCCGCCUCAACUUCAGGAAAUGCUUCUCGGUUCAGCUAUCCUGAUGGCUCCAGUGGCAUCUCAGUGCUGGACAAGGUUGCGCUUCUGGAGAGGGUACACGCGGCUCUCAAAGGAAUCGCAACUGUCGCCAAUGCGAGCAACAAGCUCAACUUGGCUGAUAAGACCAGCAUUGCCAGCCUCAGCCAAGACAUCCUAGCGUACGUGGCAACGCUAGAGAUUAGGUACGGCGAAAAGGAACAGGAGGUAACGGCCUUAAAGCUUAAGUGUGCGCAGCUGGAGCUUUCGGUUGCUCAAGCCCAGACCCUUCCUGCCCCUUCUAUCCCCUGUGUGGCCUCUUCAACUUCUGCUGCUGACAGCUAUGCCUCCAAAUUGAAGCUGCCUAAGGAGUUUUCAGAUAACGGCUGUUACUUUCGUGAACGUGGUGUGAACUGGGGAGGUUUCUGUUCGACUCUGCACGCCCGCAUGUCCCAGCUGAGGCUAACGCGCCCAGCUAAUGAAAUCUGUGAGCAGUACUCUGCAAUACUCCUUCGUACUGCGAGGGAGCGACUAGGCACACGUGCUAAAAAGGAAAAAGAAGGGUACGAAUGGUGGUCUCCGGCUCUUGACCGUAUGCGAAAUGAGGUCUACUGUACACGUCGCAAGUGGCAGGCUUCACGUCGCGCAGGAGGCGACAGGGAGAAGGCACUACAUGAUCAACUGCGUGCAGUUAGAAUACGCUACAAGUUAGCCAUGAAAGAUGCUGAACUUGCCUUCUUCCGCUCCGUUGCGGAGUCAGGAAUUUUCACAUAA
Molecule: messenger RNA, 1113 nt
Organism: Parnassius apollo (apollo)
Lineage: Eukaryota; Metazoa; Arthropoda; Insecta; Lepidoptera; Papilionidae
Source: the annotation of a GenBank genome assembly